AUGCGCGAUUUAUUUGUACCAUGGAUUCCAUGGGAUAUUCCAACAUGUGAAGGUGAACAAUCAUAUUUAACACAUACAUAUCGACAUCAACGAUUUUAUGUAUGGUUAUGUGCAAUGAAUUAUACAAAAAAUGAAUUAUUAAUAAUUCGUACAAUACGCUGGACACAAACAAUUGAAAUCGAUGUUAAACCUAAUCUUUAUCGCGGAAUACGAGCUAAACUUAUAAGUAAUUCUGAACCAGAUCAACCUAUUUUUCUUAAAAGAAAUAUAUUUAUUCCAUCGUGUGCUUUACAAGGACCAUCAGCAAAUAAUGCACAAUUACUCAUAUGGAGACCAACAAAAGGUGAAUCGAUUGUUGUCGUUAAUCCAAAACAUCACGAUAAUAGUACAAUAAAAUAUUUAUGCCUUUCGACAAAAACUAGUACAAAUUCAGGUGGUGGUGGUGGUGGUGAAACAAUGACAAGUGAUAUGUCAUCACAAUCAGCAGCAAAUAAUUUUUAUCAAAAUAAUAAUAAUAAUAGNCUCUAUCUAAAUCAAAGGUCAUAA
This is a messenger RNA of Rotaria sp. Silwood2, 546 nucleotides long. The record is from the annotation of a GenBank genome assembly. NCBI's taxonomy places the organism in Eukaryota, Metazoa, Rotifera, Eurotatoria, Philodinida, Philodinidae.